AUGGGGAAAUCAUUACGUUCCAAAUCAGUGCUAAGAGCCAAGUCUGUGAAGAGAAAAGGUGAAUUUCAAAAAGCUGUUGAUGCGAGAACUCAAAGAUUAUUUGAAAAAGCUCAAGAUGAAUUGAUUAAACAAAAAGUUAAAGAACAAGAAGAUGCGAAGGAUAAAGAGGCGAAAGAUGGUGAUGAUAUGAAUAUUGAUGAUGUUGAUAGUGAAGAUGAUGAUAAGAAAGUUUCUACAUCAGGUUAUAGAACUGCUAGACAUCAUUUAUACAAAAAGAACAAGAAGAAAAGUAAUAACGUUUCAUUCAAAAAGAAGAAAUAA
Molecule: messenger RNA, 321 nt
Organism: Hansenula anomala
Lineage: Eukaryota; Fungi; Ascomycota; Saccharomycetes; Phaffomycetales; Wickerhamomycetaceae
Exons: 2
Coding region: 1-321 (106 amino acids)
Cellular component (GO): preribosome, large subunit precursor
Source: RefSeq, a predicted model, not a curated record